Molecule: messenger RNA, 1149 nt
Organism: Lolium rigidum
Lineage: Eukaryota; Viridiplantae; Streptophyta; Magnoliopsida; Poales; Poaceae
Product: probable indole-3-pyruvate monooxygenase YUCCA10
Exons: 4
Coding region: 1-1149 (382 amino acids)
Molecular function (GO): NADP binding; monooxygenase activity; flavin adenine dinucleotide binding
Source: RefSeq, a predicted model, not a curated record
AUGGAGGAGGUGGUAGUUCUGAUUGUUGGAGCAGGACCGGCAGGCCUCGCGACAGCAGCGUGCCUUAACCAACUGUCCAUCCCCUAUGUCAUCCUCGAGCGUGAUGAUUGUAGCGCGUCAUUGUGGCGCAACCGUGCAUAUGAUCGCCUCAAGCUGCAUCUUGCCAAGGAGUUCUGCGAGUUACCACACAUGUCCUAUCCGGUAGAUGCCCCCACUUACAUACCAAAAAAUCAGUUUAUCAAGUACUUGGAUGACUACAUUGAGCAUUUCAAUAUUCAGCCGAAAUAUCACACUACAGUCGAGUCAUCUACAUAUGACGAAAAUAAAGAAUGUUGGUCCAUCGUGGCACGAGAUGCAACAAAGUGCACAUCAAUCAGUUACAUGGCAAAAUUUCUGGUUGUGGCAAGUGGUGAGAAUAGUGCAGCUAACAUUCCGAUGAUCCCUGGACUAGAAGGCUUCCCAGGUGUAGCCAUCCACUCAUCAAACUACAAGUCAGGCACACAAUACUCUGGAAAGAAUGUGUUGGUUGUUGGCUGUGGUAAUUCUGGAAUGGAGAUUGCUUAUGACCUUGCAUCUCAUGGUGCCAAUACAUCAAUCGUCAUACGAAACCCGAUUCAUGUAAUGACAAAAGAAUUAAUCCGAUCGGGGAUGACACUAGUACAAUAUCUCCCACUGAAGGUUGUGGAUGCUCUGCUUGUGAUGAUGGCAAAAUUCAUAUUUGGUGACCUAUCCAGGCAUGGCAUCACCAGGCCAAAAAUAGGUCCACUUGUCCUCAAGUCAGAAACCGGACGAUCUGCUGUGAUUGAUGUUGGUACUGCUGGGUUAAUCAAGAAAGGCGUUAUUAAGGUGCUAGGAGGAAUUACCAAGAUCAGUGGCAAAAAAAUUGAGUUUCAAGGUGGGAAUGAAAGCUCAUUUGAUGCGAUUGUGUUUUCUACUGGAUACAAAAGCACGGUGAAUAAUUGGCUCAAGGGUGGUGAGACCAUGUUGAAUAACGAUGGAUUGCCAAACAAAGAAUUCCCAAAUCAUUGGAAAGGUGGUAAUGGGCUCUACUGUGCUGGGUUGGCAAGGAGAGGGUUGGCCGGUAUUGCCAUGGAUGCUAGGAAUAUCGCCAAUGACAUUAAAUCCACCAUCGACUCUAUCUUCAACUAA